AUGGAGAAGAUUAUUUCACGUAAUCCGAAAUCUCACUAUUAUAAUGUCUAUUUCCCAAAUCGAUUUAAACGUAACUGCUAUCGAUUCAAAAACGCUCUUCACAAUCGCCUCUAUCCCAUUUCUCCAUUUUUGUUUUCAACAAUAUUCAUAGUGACUGCUUCACUUUUAUAUAGAAAUCCACCAAAACAAUAUUUGAUGAUUAUUUUGCCAGGAAUACUUCAUGAACAGACUGCAAUUAUUCUCAAUAUUUUAUCGAUCGCUUUUAUGAGUACGUAUUUACCAGUACUGCUGCUCAGAUUUACCAUAAAACAUUUAUAUUUUGGUUACAAAAGAUAUCUAUUCGAGGAAGAAGGAAACUAUUCCCUUUCGACAAAAUUGUGGUUUAUAUUUCAUCAUUUAUUCAAUAAAUUAUCACCACAACUGUAUUCGUGUGAAGGAUUACUGCCAACUUUACCGCUUCCAUCGCUUAAAGGUACGAUCGCCAGGUACCUUAACAGUGUGGAACCUUUGCUGAGUUCUGAAGAAUUUACGAAUGUAAAGAACAUGGCUGAAAAUUUUUUAAAAAACGAAGGAUGGAAACUUCAAGGAUUAGCAUGGCUCUAUUGGUGCUUUGUUGACAAUUAUGUCACUAGCUUCUGGGAGAAAUUUGCUUACCACUAUUCAAGAAAAGGUAUUCUGAUAAAUAGCAGUGUUGCGCAUCUUGAUGUCUUCGUCAAUGUACCUGCGAAUCAGGCUGUUCGAGCAGCCCAUGUGGUGCUACUGGAAACAUUAAGCAUGCUAUCGAUUGAUCAGGAAUCUCUACAACCUAUAGCUGGCGGAGUCAUUAGUUUAUCACACCUUUGGAAGUGCUAUGCAACAACAAGAGUACCGGGAGAGAUUAUGGAUCAUUUGGAAGUGUACUGUGGAACUUCACGUCAUAUCGUUGUUUAUUAUCGAGGUUGCAUUUAUAAACUGAAUGUUUUUGAUGAAAAUGGUCGUAUUUUUGAUUUGAAAGAACUUACUGAAAUAUUUUCGGAAUUGCUGACUCGCAAGGAAUGCAUUGGAGAAAUAGAAGGACGAAUCGCGGCGUUGACGACUGACUAUCGAAAUCAAUGGUGUUUGAAUCGUCGUCGGUUUUUUCUAGAAAAUGCCACAAAUCGAGCUUCUUUGGCACUGAUAGAAUCCGCUAUUUUCUAUUUAAUCCUUGAUGAAUCUAAUUACAACAGUGAUCCGGAAGAGCUCGAAAUUUUCUUCAAAAAUAUGUUAACUGGUGAUGGAAGGAAUCGUUGGGCAGACAAAUCAUUAAAUUAUGUCAUUUCUAAUAAUGGAAGAGGUGGUGGAACAACAGAGCACUCAGUAGCCGAUGGAGCAGAAUUUGCUUACAUUUUUGAAAAUUAUCUUUCCUCAGAUUUCAACGCCUUUCAAGUAGAGGAGAUAGUACGUCCCAACAAUCUUUCUUCAACGGAAAAAUAUGCUGUUCGAUUGAAUUUUGAUAUUAACGAGCAGAUGAAGGCAGAGAUCAACCGUUGUUAUGCUAGUUACCAGGAACAAAUUAAUGAUGUCGACGUUGCCUGUCUUGUUUUCCGUGAUUUUGGUAAAGGCUUUAUCAAAAAAGUUGGCAUUUCACCUGAUGCAUUUAUUCAAAUGGCUAUACAAUUAGCAAGCUUCAAAGAUCAAAACAAAUUUUGUCUGACCUAUGAAUCAAUAUCAGCAAGAUUUUACGCAAACUCAAGAACAGAAACAUUACGUCCUGUAACAAAAGAAUCGUGUGCAUUUGUUAAGUCAAUGAUCAGCACAGAGAGCAACAGCGAAGAGCGUCUCAAAUUAUUGAAGACAGCAGCUAAAGCCCAUGUAUUUCACAGUAAGGAAUGCUUAACUGGAAGUGGUGUUGAUCGACAUUUAUUUGUUCUUUAUAUUUUAAGUAAGAUGACUGGCAUAAACAGUUCAUUGUUGGACUACUAUAUAACUCAACCUUGGGAACUCAGUACCAGUCAGACACCGAACGUGACACGCCAAAUAAAUGAAGAUGAGUAUCCCAACCUCUCUUGGUUUGGCGGUGGGUUCCAGGCUACCUGUAAAAGUGGAUAUGGUAUCAGUUAUCGUUUCGCUGGCAAUCAUUCAAUAUGUAUAAACAUCGCUUCUUAUAAAUCUGCCAAAAAUACGGAUUCACACCGACUUAGACAACAUUUGAUGCAGUCAAUGCAAGACAUUUCUGCAAUGUUCAGAACUUAA
Brugia pahangi is the source of this 2211-nucleotide messenger RNA. The record is from the annotation of a GenBank genome assembly. NCBI's taxonomy places the organism in Eukaryota, Metazoa, Nematoda, Chromadorea, Rhabditida, Onchocercidae.